CAUUUUUUUAAAAAAAUCCUGAAAUUUAUUACAUAAUAUUUCUAGUACACCAUUCCUGUAUACAGUGCGAUUCAUCAGGAUCUUGAACUAAGACAAAUUCUCAAGUUAGAAUAAUUCUCUCUUACCAACCUCAGUGUCUGUCCUUCACUGUCUCCACACAACCAAAAGCUGGAAAACCUCCAUUGUAACCAACUUGAUUCAUUACUGUGAUCCAUGAUUAGCUGACUCUGUAACUCCUCCAUCUUCACCACCACAAUAUGCCACUCGUCAAGGCCCGUGUUAAGCGAUCAUCGGGAACUUCUUGUGCUUCAACCACCACCAAGGUUGUGUUCAUAGCUUUAUGUGUUUGCGCGGUAUACGUGAUAGUACCAAGGCACCUGUCCUCGGACACCAAAACUACUCAAAAUGUUGUCACCAAAAAUAGCUUGCGGAUUAAUCCAAAUCAAGAAGCUACUAGUUUACGUGACAAACCUGGUGAUCCUAAGGAGGUCGUGAGAAACAAUGAGGAUGAUAUUGGUAAAGAAGCAGCAGAUGUUAGCAAUGAUGACCGGAAGGAAGAUGUAUUGGAUCAGAGUUCUGACAAACAGGAUCGUUUGUCUGAUCAAGAAGAAAAUCUUAUGACCACUGCUGCUGACGAUACUGAGCGAUUAGAUACUAAAGAUCAGCUGACUGAAGAGAAUUUGAACCAGUUGUCUGCUCAAGGAGCGGAGGUAGAUAACUCUGAUCAAAAGGAGGACACUUCAAAUGAAAAUUCUGACAAGAAGGAACAGAUGACCGAGCACUUAAAAAACCAGGUGACUACUGCAGCUGCAGAGAUAGAUAAGAAAGAUCAGCUGACUGAAGAAAAUGUAAAACAAGCAGAUUCAGCUGUGGAAGAUAAUGUGGAGCGACUGCCAGGGAAGGUUUUCGAAGAAGAGCCGCAGAAAAUUAAUGAACAGGAGGCUUCCAUGACUCUUAACCAGGGAACUAAUCAGGAAAUUGCAACAAACACGGAUAACAAGAGUAAAUUCAUCCAGAAAUCUUUUGAAACUACGUCAGAUCGUAAUGAACAAACUAAAGAUGAACCAAGCAAUUCCAAGAAUGAUGAAAGCAAGGAUAGUGGAAAUAAUCAAAACACUUUGGAAGAUGAUGAUCGCCAAGUAAAGCAAGAUGGUGAGGUUAAGGAAACAGUAUCUGAGAACCGUGAAAAUCCAGAAGGCACCAAUAUUGAGAUAUCAGAAGAAGAAAAUGAACAGCGAAUGGAACAACAUCAGCGGCAGGAAGAACAACAAAAAGAUAGAAAUCAAAAGGAGGAUAAAGACUCGCAAAAUGAUGGGAACACCGCUGUUACUGAAGGGGUAACAAUCAAGGAUAAAUUGAAAAAUGACGAGGCAAAUACUGAUCCGACAGACUCAAGUGAUCGACAUAGCAGCAGUAAGGAAGCAGCUGAAAAAGACAAUCAACUCCGUCUAACCAAUGAGAAUAAUAUGGACGAUAAACAGCAAAAGUCGUCAAAUUUUCCACACGGGGAGAGCUCAGGUAUACCAGAGGAAUCAAAAGAGUCGAUGAAAACAUGGUCUACUCAAGCGGAUCACUCUGAUAACCACAAAGAAAGAAAAAAGGGCCCGUCAGAAGAUCAAGAUGCCAGCAUUAACGGGUUGUCAUGGACGCUUUGCAAUGUGACAGCAGGUGCAGACUACAUACCUUGUCUAGACAAUGAGAAAGCAAUAAGCAAAUUACAUCGAAAGCACUUUGAGCAUCGGGAAAGGCAUUGUCCAGAGGAAGCUCCAACCUGCUUGGUACCUCUCCCGCAGGGAUACAGAACACCUAUCGAGUGGCCUAUCAGCAGAGAAAAGAUAUGGUACCAUAAUGUGCCUCACACUAAGCUCGCAGAAGUGAAGGGACAUCAGAAUUGGGUGAAGGUAUCCGGAGAAGUGCUCACCUUUCCGGGAGGUGGGACACAGUUUAUACAUGGGGCCCUCCACUACAUUGAUUUUAUACAACAGGCUGUACCACAAAUCGCAUGGGGAAAACACACCAGAACAGUGUUGGAUGUUGGAUGCGGGGUUGCCAGUUUCGGGGGUUACCUUUUCGACAGAGAUGUUCUUGCUAUCUCUUUUGCACCAAAAGAUGAACACGAAGCUCAAGUUCAAUUUGCACUGGAAAGAGGCAUUCCUGCAAUCUCAGCCGUGAUGGGCUCUCAGAGGCUGCCAUUUCCAAGCAAUGUCUUCGACGUUAUUCACUGUGCACGUUGUAGAGUUCCCUGGCAUGUAGAAGGGGGCACUCUUCUUUUGGAACUAAACCGAAUGCUAAGACCCGGGGGUUAUUUUGUGUGGUCAGCAACUCCUGUGUACCAAAAUCUAGAAGAAGAUGUCCAGAUAUGGAAAGAAAUGUCUGCCUUAACAAUAUCUAUGUGUUGGAAGCUUGUCACCAUUAAGAAGGACAAAUUAAAUAUGGUUGGUGCUGCCAUUUAUCGCAAACCAGAAACAAAUGAAUGCUAUGAAGAAAGAAAACAAAAGCAACCUCCAAUGUGCGGAGAUGAUGAUGAUCCAAAUGCUGCUUGGUAUGUGCCAUUGCAGUCGUGCAUGCACCGUGUGCCAACAGAUGAGGCUAAAAGAGGUUCCCAGUGGCCUCAGGAGUGGCCUCAACGUCUACAGGUAUCUCCAUACUGGUUAAACCGAUCCCAGAUGGGGAUCUAUGGUAAACCCGCUGCAGAAGAUUUUGUAGCAGAUUAUGAACACUGGCAAAGUAUGGUGAGCAAGACGUACCUAAGUGGAUUGGGUAUCAGCUGGUCUAAUGUGAGAAACAUCAUGGACAUGAGAGCAGUUUAUGGAGGGUUUGCAGCGGCACUGAGGGACCUGAAAGUAUGGGUUCUAAACGUAGUCAACACAGAUUCCCCAGAUACACUUCCCAUAAUAUACGAGAGGGGUCUCUUCGGGAUAUAUCAUGACUGGUGUGAAUCCUUCAGCACAUAUCCUAGAAGCUAUGAUCUUCUACAUGCCGAUCAUCUCUUUUCCAGAUUAAAAAAGAGGUGCGGGCUUGCACCCGUGAUGGCAGAAGUCGAUAGAAUAGCUAGGCCUGGAGGUAAAUUGAUUGUUCGUGACAAGUCCAGUGUUGUUAGGGAAGUAGAAAACUUGCUAAAAUCUUUACACUGGGAGAUUCACCUAACAUUUUCUAAAAACAAACAAGGCAUACUCAGCGCUCAGAAGUCUGAUUGGCGGCCAGAUAUAUAUGCAGCAGCUUCCUGAUGAAAUCUUAAAAGACUUUGUAAAGUAAAUUUGGAUACUCUUAUUUACUAAACAGGAAUU
Daucus carota subsp. sativus is the source of this 3287-nucleotide messenger RNA. Its product is annotated as probable methyltransferase PMT24. Bases 258 to 3227 code for a protein of 989 amino acids. Gene Ontology annotation, molecular function: methyltransferase activity. The transcript has 8 exons. The record is from RefSeq and is a predicted model, not a curated record. Gene Ontology annotation, cellular component: cytoplasm; endosome; trans-Golgi network. NCBI's taxonomy places the organism in Eukaryota, Viridiplantae, Streptophyta, Magnoliopsida, Apiales, Apiaceae.